AUGCGUGCCUCCGUGUACAUAGGUGCAGAGGCUGUAUGUACACUUACGUGGGGUCCCGACACCACGGGCGCCUGCCUAUCUGACAUUGGAUUUCGAAUAGACAACACGGACCAUAUAAUAGACGUGAACAAGAACAACGCGGCGUUCGAGUACGAUCAAGUGAACAUAAUAUGUCCCGUGUACCAGCCGGGAACGUAUGACGAGGACGCGGAGAAGUAUAUUAUUUACAAUGUGUCCAAAGAGGAGUACGAAACAUGUCGGAUAACAAAUCCGAAUCCGCGAGUGAUAGCGGUCUGUAACAACCCGUAUAAGACUAUGUACUUCACGAUCACCUUCAGGCCGUUCACACCGCAACCCGAAGGCCUGGAGUUCCUGCCAGGCCACGAUUACUAUUUCAUCAGCACUUCGUCCAAGGACGACCUCCACAAACGCAUCGGUGGACGAUGCACCAGUAACAACAUGAAGGUGGUCUUCAAAGUGUGCUGCCGCAACGAAGCUGACACCUCGUCGUCAUCAGCGACAUCGCGCAACAAUUCCGUGGCCGUAACCAGCAGCACUGUACCGAGCAGCAGCUCGACUAGCACCGCUGUUUUGGGUGGAGGAGCCGUUGGAAUACCACCCCCGCCACCACCGAGCGUCCUCAAGGGCGGAGAUCGAUUCUACCCAGGGGGCAGCAUUCAUCAUCAUCACGAUCAUCAUCAACCGGCCACGGCGGCGCCGACCCUGUCCCACGUGCCCCCUCCGGCCAUCUACCCCGUGCAUCCGCAUCAGCCUCCGAUUCACAAUGGACCGCCGUCCUCCUCGCCGCCCAAGACCUCGAUCGGCCAGAAGAAGAAGAACAAGGAAUAUUCAGAUCAUCCGAACGAAGUAGUGAAGAACGAAGAAUUGACUUAUAAUGGAGCGAGUUCCAGCCGUGUUCAAGAUCGGUACAGCCAAUUGUUGGUGGCGUUGAUAGGAAGCUUGUUGAUCAGCGCCAUUCUGCCGCAAUUAUUGCGGUGAAGUGACAACAUUACUGACGAGAACGUAUAUCUCAUACGUCGAAACCCCUUUUUCUGUGAUUAUCCUACGUUUAAUUAAUUUCUUGAGGCACGCGUGUGCACGCGCACUCGCGCGGCCGCCCCUCGAUCGUGAAAAAUAAAACGUGCACGAUUUAUGGUCGGACUGCCUCGAGAGAAAAAGAGAACGAGAAAAUUUAAUCGGGAUGGAAGAGAGACAAAAACGAACAACUUUAAAAAAAAACGAAAAUUUAAUGAAAAUAAAACAGAAUACGAUUUAAGAAGAACGAAGAGUUGGUAAAAAAUAAGUAAACGUCAAAUGUCAAGAGAAGAGACACGCACGACACACGAGCAGCAACGCCAUAUUGAAACUAUUCGAAAACGAAGAACGAAGAUGUAGCUAAGAUUACAAAGACGAAGAAAGACGAAAUGAGGAGAAACGCUACUACUAGACAUUAUUAUAGUAUGCCCACUAUUAUCACUACUAUAAAUGGUAGUCGUAUUGGUUGUCCUUCUUAUCAUUACGCUAAUUCUAGGUAUUUAUUGGAAAUACGAAGAAAAAGAACGAAGUGAACAGCGUGCUAACUAUCCUCAAGCAAGAUGCAAUAUAUCUAUAGUAAUAAUAAUAAAUAUAUACAUCAGAAAAGCGCGAAAAUUUUUUCUUUUAAAGACCAUAACCUCGCGCGUGAAAAUUUCAGUUAAAUUACUGAUGAUAAUAUUGAUUGACGAACGGUUCUUUGUCACUUAUUCCUUUAUCGCUUAU
Molecule: messenger RNA, 1758 nt
Organism: Apis florea (little honeybee)
Lineage: Eukaryota; Metazoa; Arthropoda; Insecta; Hymenoptera; Apidae
Gene: Ephrin
Product: ephrin
Biological process (GO): ephrin receptor signaling pathway; axon guidance
Cellular component (GO): plasma membrane
Molecular function (GO): ephrin receptor binding
Source: RefSeq, a predicted model, not a curated record